UAACGUUAGACUAGUAUUGUGUGUGUGGUGACAUACCACGAAGAACGUGUUGUUCGUAAAAAAGAAGAUAUCUACUAUUCGUUUCCUGGACUACGACCAUGAGGAAGAGCGAGAUCCACGCCGCAGAGUCGGUGGCUUCUCUCAAUAGAGCACUCAUCAAACUGAGAGACAUAUGGGAAGAAAUAGGAAUACCGGAGGACCAACGCCUGCAGAGAACCGAUGUUGUCCAUCAGCACGUUAAACAAAUACUGAGCAUGAUGGUCGCAGAGGAGGAGAACUUGAAGAAGAGAUUAAAGAUCAGCAUAGAAUGCUGCCAGAAGGAACUUCGUAUUUUGUGCAAUGAGCUUCAGAUGCCACCCUUUGAGGAGGAAGAGGGGAGCACCAUGUUGCAGCUCGAGAAGGACAGACGCACACAGCUUGAAGUGAUGAGGAAGCACAAGAAAGAAAGAAUGGAGGAGCUCAAAGACCUUAUUGUUAAGGACCGUGAGCUUUGCAGCAUAAUGUGUUCAACCCCUCUCUGCAUUGACCAGGAAGCUGUCCCAUCACUGGAGCAACUAAAAAAUUAUCGUUCCUACCUCAGCGAUCUGACCAAUGAGAAGGAGCGUCGGCAUGAUGAGUUUGUUUGGAUAAAGAAGCAGAUCAUCUCAUACAUGGAUGAUCUGGAACGUCCUCCAGAAACCAGUUUUGAGAAGGAUGUUAUGUGUGAAAAUGAGGAAGCCUUCUGCCUGUCAAAUGACAACAUUGCUGCGCUCAAACUGCUGCUUAGUCAGUUGGAAGAAUGUAAAGCUGAGCGUGAGCGCUGUUGUUCAGUAUACCGUGCUAAGAUCCUGGUACUGUGGGAUAGACUUCAGAUUCCUCAGGAAGAGAAGGAGGCCUUCUCUGAGCAUAUGGCCAACUCAAAGAGGAAGAAUAUGGAAGCACUCCAAGAUGAGGUCCAGCGUCUAAAUGUGCUAAAGAUGAAAAAGAUAAAAAUUUUCAUUGGGGCCAUCAGAGCUGAGAUUUCUCAUCUCUGGGAGAAGUGCUUCUACAGUCAAGAGCAGCGCCAGGCCUUUGCUCCAUAUAAUGAUGAUAAUUUCACUGAAGAACUUCUGAACCUGCAUGAAGUUGAAGUUUCAGCUCUCAGGAAGUGUUACGAAGACCACAAAGAACUCUUUGACGGAGUCAGAAAAUGGCAAGAGAACUGGUUACUGUUCAUAGAUCUUGAAAAAAAGGCUAACAAUCCAUCCAGGUUCAACAACCGUGGUGGGAACCUUCUUAAAGAAGAAAAGCAGAGAAGUGAGCUGCAAAAAAGUCUUUCUAAGUUGGAGAAGAGUCUGAAGGUCCAGACUGAUUUGUGGGAACAGGAGUGUGGAGAGGAAUUUCUGGUAGACGGACUUAAGUUCCUUGAGUACGUGGACCGGCAGUGGACUAUCCAUCAAACGGAAAAGGAGAAAGAGAAAUUGGAAAGGCAAUUGAAGAAAAACAAACCAACCGAGGAGGACACGAGGUUUAGAACAGCAGUACGGACACCAUCUAAAAGGCGGGCUCCUGGGAACCCCACGCCUGGCAAAGUACGAAAAUUGAGCAGCUCCUCAGCCAUCACCACUCCCAACUUCACAGCAAGCACUGAUUUUGGAGGAACUAUUUGCCUUUCUGCUAAAAAUCCUGUUCCUUUACAGGGUUCUGGCCCACGAAUCCGUCGGUUUGGAAAGACUCCUCGUGAGCUAGAUCGGGACAAAGAGAACCUUGACAGAAAUACUCCAGGUGGCAUACUGAAGUCUCAAGACGGUGUUGAUGGUACCCUCAACUCUGCUGCUGGCAGCUACUCAGAAUUUGCGCGGGAGCUUUCACAUGCCUUCAAAUCUAGCUUGACAUCAGGACAACUAAACUCAACUGUCAACUAUCAUUGAUGGGUGAGAUGAGCUACAACAGCAUCACAAGUCACGCAGCUCAGCACUGUCUGGCACAGCUUUCAUCGCCUCUUCUGUUUUGUUUUGUUUUUCUUCCCCUGUCGUGUACAUAAAGGAAAUAUGGCUGUCAUAUUUAAAUGUUACCCUAGUGCAUAAGUGGUUGGUCAGAAAGCAUUGUACAUAUUGAGCUAAAUAUUCUGAGUCAAGCGUUCUUGUUAAAUGCCAUGUUCGAUGGAUGGGUUUAGUUUUUAGACCAAUUUUGUUGCCCUGAGGAAUUGCAAAUUUUCUCUGUUGCAUUCAUUUUAUCAUCCUCAGGAUGGAAAAUCACUUGCUAAAUUUUAAAUACUUUGACCUGGAA
This is a messenger RNA of Lampris incognitus (smalleye Pacific opah), 2247 nucleotides long. Its product is annotated as protein regulator of cytokinesis 1-like. Gene Ontology annotation, cellular component: cytoplasm; mitotic spindle midzone; spindle. Gene Ontology annotation, molecular function: microtubule binding. Bases 99 to 1889 code for a protein of 596 amino acids. The transcript has 14 exons. NCBI's taxonomy places the organism in Eukaryota, Metazoa, Chordata, Actinopteri, Lampriformes, Lampridae. The record is from RefSeq and is a predicted model, not a curated record. Gene Ontology annotation, biological process: microtubule cytoskeleton organization; mitotic spindle midzone assembly.